AUGCUCAACACUCGACCGGCUGGCAUGUAUGUCAAUGAGCAGAACCACCCGCUGACAUCAGCAGAAGUAAUGGAGUUCCACCAAACCUUUUCCCGCCAACUAAAUCAACCAGCCCUCCAAGUCAAACUUCCUUCAUCUCAUAAAAUCUUAUCCCGCAACAUGAGAUUCACCAACAAAAGCCCAUUCCUAGUAGUCCUACUACUCACCACCGCCGGCUUACCGACCCAACCCUCAUUGGGCCCGAACAGCCUUGAAGACGAUCCAGAUAUGGACCUCGAAGGGAUGUUGAUCGACGACGGGCCGAACAACGCCACCAGCCCUCCGCCCUCGGUUUUACCGAGUCUCACAUUCACCUCAGCUCUCGAGUUGCAGCCCCCUCAUCCAAUCUCUCUUGGCACUGCCUCGCCAGUCACCCUCCCGCCAGUCAGCCCAACGACCACAUCACUCCCCAAGGCGAAUGGCACAUCACCUUCACUCACCACCAGCGGAAUCGGCCAGGUCGUGGCAACUCAAACCGCACUACCUGCAGUCCCGAGAAACUCUGGUUCUCGAAGAUUGAACCUCACUUUCUCGAAUCUGCUGGGAGCAGUGAUCUGCCUUGGAAGUACAUGGGGACCUAUCAGAUUACUCUAG
Messenger RNA from Puccinia triticina, 633 nucleotides. RefSeq lists its product as uncharacterized. The record is from RefSeq and is a predicted model, not a curated record. Lineage: Eukaryota; Fungi; Basidiomycota; Pucciniomycetes; Pucciniales; Pucciniaceae. The transcript is spliced from 3 exons. Bases 1 to 633 code for a protein of 210 amino acids.